AUGUCCUUCACUUCUAUUAUUCUCUAAGAAUAGAAGAAACAAAGGAGCUUUUAAAUAAUCUAAAAAGAGAAUAUUUGGGAUGAAUAAAAGUAGAGAAGAAAAAGUUGUACUUGUCAUGAUUGUGGAAAAUUGAACUAAUUUUAAUACAAGCAUAUGAAUGUUCCUAGUUAUAUACAAUAAUAUUCAAAAAUUAAAACUAAUUUAAACCAUAACUUUAAAUCUUCAUCUUAAAGACAUAUCAGUUAUGAUAAUAUUAGAAUUGGAAUUAAUGGUGAGGAUAAAAUCUUUAAAUGUUUACAUAUAUAAAAAAAAUAUAAGAGAUAAAAAAGUUGUGAUUGUUAACAAUGUGGGAUGAAUAGUAAAUUUCAAGAAUUUAGUAAAUCAAUAAAAAUAAAUAUAGAGAAAAAUAAAAAAAUGAAUCGAAAGUAGAAUUUAGAAUAAAUAUUCAAAGGAAUAAGUCCAAUAAGAUUAGUUUAAUAGGAUGAUAAUUUUGAUAUAGAGAAUAAUUAAAAUAAUAAGAAUAUUUGCAAUCUUUUUAAUUAAGUUGUUCAUAAAACAUUUAAGAGAUAAUUAGUUAAACCUAAGAAAUAAAUAAAUGGAGGAUAAUAAAAUAGAAAUAUUCUAAAGAGUGAACAAGGAAAAUAUAAUUUAAAGACAAAUUCUAGUAGUAGAGAAUUUGGAGGGAAAUGUGAUACGAAUAAGAAACUAAAUCUUCCAAUGGUUAAAAGUUCUUAUAUGAAGACAAUCGAAAUACUAAAUAUUUAUGAGGUUUAAAAAUAUAAUCCAAAAUUUAGUAAUCGUUAAUGA
Messenger RNA from Paramecium primaurelia, 807 nucleotides. Lineage: Eukaryota; Ciliophora; Oligohymenophorea; Peniculida; Parameciidae. The record is from the annotation of a GenBank genome assembly.